Messenger RNA from Paramecium octaurelia, 12703 nucleotides. The record is from the annotation of a GenBank genome assembly. Lineage: Eukaryota; Ciliophora; Oligohymenophorea; Peniculida; Parameciidae.
AUGAAAUAAUUGAUUCUAGUCCUUCUGCUAGUUGCUGUUGCCAACUAAACAAAAUCAAAUGAUUAAAUGACUUUAGGAAGAGGUAUGAAUAAACAUUAUCAAAAGAAUUGAAAUUAGAAGAAGCAUUUCAUUUAAGUAUAGAUCGAUUCAAUUGUGAAAUGGAGCCAAGAUUCUACGAUUUUGUCAUCCAAGAGCUUUUUAAAUGGGUCGAUAUUAUUGAUAAUCAAUAAAAAUUACAGACCGAUCUCUAAAUAAUUGAAUAAAUAGUUAAAUUAGUGGAAAAAGUUAAGCAUAUUGAAGGAAUUUAGCAAGGUAAUAAUUUAUGAAAUUAUAUACAGAAAUGUUUUUACAAAUUAGUGAAAGACUUUCAUCAUCAGUCUUGGAAAUCUCCCUAGCUCAAGAAUAAAGUAAUUGGGCAAAAUUUAGUAUUGAUGAAAUAUUAUAAUAAAUGAGGGAAUUUUCUUAGGUUACUACAUAAAAUGAAAGAGCUACAAAAGCAAAUACAAUAAUUAAAAAUUUAUAUAAUAUGGAACGACAACUGGAAUAAUAUUUAAAUUAGAGUUAUUAAUAUCAAAAUAGUUAAGAAUUGUAUAAAAAAAUAUAAGAGCUUUAGAAUAAAAAAGAGUUAUGUUAAAGCUAAUAUCCAAAAGACUAUACUGGGUCAACAAGAUUAAAACCAGGAAGAUCAGAUUUAGCCGAGUCCGAUGAUCCAAGAUUUGAUAAUUAAUCAUCCCACUAAUAAGCAGCAAAUCAGGACAAACCAUUUUAAGCUAACCCAAAUUAUCAAGGAUCUCCAAAGGAAUCCAGAUAACCUUCAACUAGAUUACCACCAGGUCGAUCUGAUUAAUUGGAAUCUAUUGAUCCGAGAUAUGAUAAUUAAUCAUCUCACUAAUAAGCAGCAAAUCAAGACAAACCCUUUUAAUCAAAUCCAAAUUAUCAAGGAGGUCCUAAAGAAUUGAGAUAGCCAUCAACUAGACUUCCUCCAGGGAGAUCAGAUUAACCAGAAUCUAAUGAUCCAAGAUACGACAAUUAAUCAUCUCAUUAGUAAGCAGCAAAUUAAGACAAACCCUUUUAAUCAAAUCCAACAUAUUAAGGAGCUCCAAAAGAAUCGAGAUAACCUUCAACUAGACUUCCUCCAGGGAGAUCAGAUUAAUUGGAAUCUAUUGAUCCGAGAUAUGAUAAUUAAUCAUCUCACUAAUAAGCAGCAAAUCAAGACAAACCCUUUUAAUCAAAUCCAAAUUAUCAAGGAGGUCCUAAAGAAUUGAGAUAGCCAUCAACUAGACUUCCUCCAGGGAGAUCAGAUUAACCAGAAUCUAAUGAUCCAAGAUACGACAAUUAAUCAUCUCAUUAGUAAGCAGCAAAUUAAGACAAACCCUUUUAAUCAAAUCCAACAUAUUAAGGAGCUCCAAAAGAAUCGAGAUAACCUUCAACUAGACUUCCUCCAGGGAGAUCAGAUUAAUUGGAAUCUAUUGAUCCGAGAUAUGAUAAUUAAUCAUCUCACUAAUAAGCAGCAAAUCAAGACAAACCCUUUUAAUCAAAUCCAAAUUAUCAAGGAGGUCCUAAAGAAUUGAGAUAGCCAUCAACUAGACUUCCUCCAGGGAGAUCAGAUUAACCAGAAUCUAAUGAUCCAAGAUACGACAAUUAAUCAUCUCAUUAGUAAGCAGCAAAUUAAGACAAACCCUUUUAAUCAAAUCCAACAUAUUAAGGAGCUCCAAAAGAAUCGAGAUAACCUUCAACUAGACUUCCUCCAGGGAGAUCAGAUUAAUUGGAAUCUAUUGAUCCGAGAUAUGAUAAUUAAUCAUCUCACUAAUAAGCAGCAAAUCAAGACAAACCCUUUUAAUCAAAUCCAAAUUAUCAAGGAGGUCCUAAAGAAUUGAGAUAGCCAUCAACUAGACUUCCUCCAGGGAGAUCAGAUUAACCAGAAUCUAAUGAUCCAAGAUACGACAAUUAAUCAUCUCAUUAGUAAGCAGCAAAUUAAGACAAACCCUUUUAAUCAAAUCCAACAUAUUAAGGAGCUCCAAAAGAAUCGAGAUAACCUUCAACUAGACUUCCUCCAGGGAGAUCAGAUUAAUUGGAAUCUAUUGAUCCGAGAUAUGAUAAUUAAUCAUCUCACUAAUAAGCAGCAAAUCAAGACAAACCCUUUUAAUCAAAUCCAAAUUAUCAAGGAGGUCCUAAAGAAUUGAGAUAGCCAUCAACUAGACUUCCUCCAGGGAGAUCAGAUUAACCAGAAUCUAAUGAUCCAAGAUACGACAAUUAAUCAUCUCAUUAGUAAGCAGCAAAUUAAGACAAACCCUUUUAAUCAAAUCCAACAUAUUAAGGAGCUCCAAAAGAAUCGAGAUAACCUUCAACUAGACUUCCUCCAGGGAGAUCAGAUUAAUUGGAAUCUAUUGAUCCGAGAUAUGAUAAUUAAUCAUCUCACUAAUAAGCAGCAAAUCAAGACAAACCCUUUUAAUCAAAUCCAAAUUAUCAAGGAGGUCCUAAAGAAUUGAGAUAGCCAUCAACUAGACUUCCUCCAGGGAGAUCAGAUUAACCAGAAUCUAAUGAUCCAAGAUACGACAAUUAAUCAUCUCAUUAGUAAGCAGCAAAUUAAGACAAACCCUUUUAAUCAAAUCCAACAUAUUAAGGAGCUCCAAAAGAAUCGAGAUAACCUUCAACUAGACUUCCUCCAGGGAGAUCAGAUUAACCAGAAUCGAGUGAUCCAAGAUAUGAUACUUAAUCAUCUCACUAAUAAGCAGCAAAUUAAGACAAACCCUUUUAAUCAAAUCCAACCUAUUAAGGAUCUCCAAAAGAAUAAAGAUAGCCUUCAACCAGAUUACCUCCUGGGAAGUUUGAUUAAUAAGAAUCUAACGACCUUAGAUAUGAUCAUCAAUCAUCUCAUUAGUAAACUGCUAAUCAAGAUGAACCUUUUUAGUCAAAUCCAAAAUAUAAAUAGUUAAGACAUUAAAAAAUUGUGCAUUUACAUAAUGAAUAUGAAGGCGAAGUUUCAAUUGCCUUUGAAGAUUAAGUUUGUCCAUAAGGGGAGGAGGAUGAUACACCAUUUAAUAGAAAUGUUGACGAAGAUGAUGAUAAAGAAUAUUCUAGACAGAUUGAAUAAGACAGCGAAGAAGAAGAAGAAGAAGAAGAAGAAGAAGAAAAAGAAAGUUAAUAUAAUGAAGAGCAGGUUGACUCUCAAAGUACAGAAGAUGGACAGGGGGUGUAAUAAUCAGAGGAAACAGAAAUCGAAGAAGAAGUUAUUGUGAAAAAAAGUAACCCAUAACUUCAAUCUCCUAGAUUACCAAAAUAACAAACAUAAAAAUAAAGUGGCUCAUAAUAAUAAUAAUAAAGAGCAUAAGCAUCAUAAGAAGAACCUAAAGAAUAAUAGCCUUCAUAAUAAGAAGAACCUAAAGAAGUAGAGGAAGAAGUUAUUGUUAAAAAAAGUAACCCAUAACUUCAAUCUCCUAGAUUACCAAAAUAACAAACAUAAAAAUAAAGUGGCUCAUAAUAAUAAUAAUAAAGAGCAUAAGCAUCAUAAGAAGAACCUAAAGAAUAAUAGCCUUCAUAAUAAGAAGAACCUAAAGAAGUAGAGGAAGAAGUUAUUGUUAAAAAAAGUAACCCAUAACUUCAAUCUCCUAGAUUACCAAAAUAACAAACAUAAAAAUAAAGUGGCUCAUAAUAAUAAUAAUAAAGAGCAUAAGCAUCAUAAGAAGAACCUAAAGAAUAAUAGCCUUCAUAAUAAGAAGAACCUAAAGAAGUAGAGGAAGAAGUUAUUGUUAAAAAAAGUAACCCACAACUUCAAUCUCCUAGAUUACCAAAAUAACAAACAUAAAAAUAAAGUGGCUCAUAAUAAUAAUAAUAAAGAGCAUAAGCAUCAUAAGAAGAACCUAAAGAAUAAUAGCCUUCAUAAUAAGAAGAACCUAAAGAAGUAGAGGAAGAAGUUAUUGUUAAAAAAAGUAACCCACAACUUCAAUCUCCUAGAUUACCAAAAUAACAAACAUAAAAAUAAAGUGGCUCAUAAUAAUAAUAAUAAAGAGCAUAAGCAUCAUAAGAAGAACCUAAAGAAUAAUAGCCUUCAUAAUAAGAAGAACCUAAAGAAGUAGAGGAAGAAGUUAUUGUUAAAAAAAGUAACCCACAACUUCAAUCUCCUAGAUUACCAAAAUAACAAACAUAAAAAUAAAGUGGCUCAUAAUAAUAAUAAUAAAGAGCAUAAGCAUCAUAAGAAGAACCUAAAGAAUAAUAGCCUUCAUAAUAAGAAGAACCUAAAGAAGUAGAGGAAGAAGUUAUUGUUAAAAAAAGUAACCCACAACUUCAAUCUCCUAGAUUACCAAAAUAACAAACAUAAAAAUAAAGUGGCUCAUAAUAAUAAUAAUAAAGAGCAUAAGCAUCAUAAGAAGAACCUAAAGAAUAAUAGCCUUCAUAAUAAGAAGAACCUAAAGAAGUAGAGGAAGAAGUUAUUGUUAAAAAAAGUAACCCACAACUUCAAUCUCCUAGAUUACCAAAAUAACAAACAUAAAAAUAAAGUGGCUCAUAAUAAUAAUAAUAAAGAGCAUAAGCAUCAUAAGAAGAACCUAAAGAAUAAUAGCCUUCAUAAUAAGAAGAACCUAAAGAAGUAGAGGAAGAAGUUAUUGUUAAAAAAAGUAACCCUCAACUUCAAUCUCCUAGAUUACCAAAAUAACAAACAUAAAAAUAAAGUGGCUCAUAAUAAUAAUAAAGAACAUAAGCUUAAUAACCUGCAUCAUAAGAAGAACCUAAAGAACAAUAAACUUUAUAAUAAGAAGAGCCUAAAGAAGUAGAGGAAGAAGUUAUUGUGAAAAAAAGUAACCCUCAACUUCAAUCUCCUAGAUUACCAAAAUAACAAACAUAAAAAUAAAGUGGCUCAUAAUAAUAAUAAUAAAGAGCAUAAGCAUCAUAAGAAGAACCUAAAGAAUAAUAGCCUUCAUAAUAAGAAGAACCUAAAGAAGUAGAGGAAGAAGUUAUUGUUAAAAAAAGUAACCAAAAACUUUAAUCUCCAAGAUUACCAAAAUAACAAACAUAAAAAUAAAGUGAUUCAUAAUCAUAACAAAAAUCACAAGCUUAAGAACCAUAAUAAGCUGUUGAAAACCAGCAUGAAUUGAAAACUGAAGAUCCAGCUCCAGAGACUAGCAAUUAAUAAAUUAAAGAAGCUGAGGAAUUAAAAAAUGAUGAUAUUCCUGCAGAAGCUCAAGGAUCAUCGAAUUAAGAGGAUAAUAAUGAUUAUGCAGAUGAAGACUCAAAAGAUCCUGAUGGUAAUUAACUUGCAUAAGAAGGAGAGCCUUAAGAUAUUGAAGAAGGAAAAGAAGAAUAUGUAGAAGUUGAAGUAGAAGUUGAAGAAGAAGUUCCAGACGGAAAAGGAGGAAAGAAAAAGAUUAAAAAAUUAGUGAAGAAACUUGUUAAAAAAACCAAAUAAAAGUUAGCUAAAUUAGGAAAAAAUAUUAAAAAAUCUGUUAUUAAAAAACCAUCCUCUCAAAAUCAAGCAAAAAAUGAUUCAACUGAAUAAUCAAAAAGCGAAGGAUAAAUUCCAUUAACUACAUCAACUACCUCAUCAAAACCAAUUUAAAAAAAAAUUCUUUUCAAUUCAGGCUCUGAUACAUAAAUGGAAACAGAAGAGUAAGAGAAUUCUUAAAUCAGCUCUUAACCGGAAGAUAAUUAUUUUUACUUUGAGGAAUUUGAAGACAAAAUUAUCUAUUAUGAAUUUGAUCCAGUUGAUAACGCAUUCAAAAAAUCGUCUGUAGUUCAAAAAACUAAAAAUUAGAGAUCAUUAAUUAUACAAUCCUGGGAUGACUAGUUUGAUUCAUUCUCAAAUGAAGAAAGCUAGGAUAAUAAUGGAAAACAAGAAGGUGACUAAGAUACAGCCACUGAAUAGGAUGAAUAGAAAUAAUAAAAGAACAAGAAACCUCAGGCAGAAUCUGAAAAAUAAUAAGAUAAUUCAUAGAAAUAAUAAUCAUAAGAAAGUUUUAAAUCUGAUAUUAAUAGUUAAAAAUAGAAAGAAUAGCAAUCAACUAAUUAGUUAAGUGAUUAAUAAAAUCCAGUAAUAAAUAGUAAGGAAGAAAAAAAUCCUAAAGAGGCUAGCUAACUUGUUUCUGAUUUAUUAAAACAUGAAAAAACAAAAGUCGAAGAAACAUAGAACAAGGAAAAUAAAUAAAUAGCUAAAGAAAUAGAAAGAGAUAGCUCUAUUAAAAUACAUUCUCUAAAGGAUGAAUACAAUUCUAAUGAGCCUACUUAAUAUAUUCCUCCUAAACAUAAGAUAAACACAAGACCAUCAUAAGAAAAAAUAAUUAUUCCUGUGUCAACCAAAUACGUUUCUAGUGCAUUUGAUGGAGAACCAGCUGAGCAAUAUGAAUUUGCAGAUCGGGAAAUGCUUUAGGAUUCAGAUGAGUAUGGAUAUGGAUUUUGGUUAAGAUACACAGAAAGUGCUCCUAAAUUACAUUCUCGUUAAGCUUAAACCUUUUAUUUUAUCUCGAGAUUGACAUCUAAUUAAGAUUAUAAAGAUUUCACAUUUUAUGGAGAUAGAACCCUGUCCAUCUUUUUAUUAGAGAAUACUUUUGUUUUCUCAACUUAUGACCAUGGAGAUAAAAAAAAGGUAAAGGACUCCGUUGUUGCUCUAAAUGAAGAAUUAGAAAGCAUGUGGUAUUUCAUAACUUUCUCUUACAGUUUGGCUAAAAAGUCAGCUAUUGGUUUUGUAUUAGGUUAUGGAAAUAAUGGUAAGCUCUUGAAAACAGAAAUAUCAUGUUUACAUGUACCUCCCACCUAUUUUAAGUUAAUAAUAGGAGGCAAACAUCUUGCUUAUUAAGGAUUUAAUGGAUAAUUUGCUAAUAUCUUCUAUGAUAUAGAUGCCCCAGCAUUUAUAGACUCUGAGUAAAAAUUAAACGAAUUGAUAAAGACUGUAAGCAAUCCUCCACAAGCAGUUAAUAGUUUGACUGAUUUGGAAGUUUUAACAACUCCUAUAUAAUUUAGUGCUAAUGAUAAAGGAGAUUCUUAAGAAUUGAAUCCAUAAGAAUCUUCUCUAAUCAUCGAGGAGUAUAGCAUAGCAGGUUGGUUUAGAUGGAUUGAUGAUUUAAAAGUUGAUGAAUAAAAUACUUUCUAAAUAUUUAAUUUAAGAUCAACUCAAAAAAAACAACCUAAUAAAGGUGUGUUAGGAGACAGAGCCUUAGAAAUUCAUUACACAUAUGGUGGAGGAGCAAAGAGCACAGUCUAUUUUAAUACUUAUACAAUAUAAGGUAAUAAAGCAAAAGGUUCAUCAUACAUUUCAAAAAAUGUUGAAUCUCCAAAUUUGAUUUGGACCUAUGUAUAUUUUGGAUAUGAUAACGAUAAAUUAAAAACUUUUGGAGCAUUAAUUAGACCAGGUAAAGCAGAUGAAGUUGUUUUGGACCCAAUAUAACACAAAUUAGUAACGAAAUUGUAUUUCACUAUUGGAGGAGAUGAAUAAAUAUCUUCAUUUAACGGAAAGAUUGGAUAUGUUGGAAUAUAUUUAGGACCAGGAGCAUUUAAAUAGAGUCUUGAUUUUGGUUAAUAAUAUUUCUAUGGUGACGGAGCUGUUGGAGUUUAUCAACUUGUGAAACCAAUACAAUACAAGGAUGAUGCAUCAGACCCAAAUUAGGUUAGAGACUCUUAAUACGAUGCUGAAUAGCCAAUAGUUGACAAAAUCUUAUUGCAUGAUGAUAAUAAAUUGAGACUGAAUGGUUAAAGUGAAUAUUCAUUCGGUUUGUGGACAAGGUGGCUAUAGACUUUACCUAAAUUUUUAGCCUCAAGAGGAGCUGUACACAAUAUAGCAAGAUUUGGUACAGCACCUUAUUUAAUUGAACAAGUAGAUGGAAAAUUAAAGCGUGCAAAUACUAGACCUUCAACAGAAAAAGACCAAACUCUAGCAGUUACAUUAAGUAAGGAUGCUUAUGAGUUUUAUACUUACAAGGCCAAAGAUGAAAUUUAGUUUGAUAAUAUUGAAGGUUCUUGGAAUUACGUUUACUUUGGUUAUAAGAGAGUUGGUAAUAAUGGUAUAGCCAAGGGAUAUGUUUAGUUUGGAUUAGAGGGAGAAAUCAAAGAGGUAGUUUUUGAUAUUUUGCAUGAUUUCCUCUUGGAAUAUGUUGAAUUUGUUAUUGGAAAAAGUUAAGCUCCUCUUUUCAAUGGAUAAUUAUGUAAGAUUUAAUGUUCCAUCGGUCCAGGAUCUUAUAUAAGUUCAACUGAUGAUUUAAAAUUAUAUACAUAAAACACUCUUCCAGAUAAGGCUCAAAUUCGUCCCAUAAGCAGAUAAACUCAAUAAUUAAUUGGAACACCAGUUGAUUAACCCAGUUAGAAAUUUUAAUUUGAUAAGUUCCAGGGUAUUAAAGAAUAUAGCAUCUCUGGAUGGGUAAAGUGGAGCGGAGCAUAGAAACUUGGAAAAACAUUCCACAUUGCAUCAAUGGCUUAAAAGAAAUUAGAUGAUCUAAAUGGUAAAUUUGAAUAGACUUUACAAAUCCUGAGAUCUGAUUAAUCAUACAAUUUUAACACAUAUUCAUGCAAAGGAGAUGAUUGCUCAGGCGUGGUUACAUAAGAAUAGCAAUUAGGAGAAUACUGGGAUUAAUGGACCUAUAUUUAUUAUGGUUAUUCAUAGGUAAUGAAGAAAACAUUUGGAUAUGUUAAAUUCACAUUUACUGAUGCUAAAUUCAAUUAAGAUUAGGUGACUCAUUUUUAUGUAGCAGUUUUUUCAAUUAUCAUUUCUUCUGAAGAAUAGAAAUUUUAAGGAUCCAUGAAGACUUGGGUUAUAAAUGUAGGUGAAGGCUCAUAUAGAGAAGGCAAUUUUGAUUCAGAUGAGAACAUUAAAGUGCAUUUUGGAUUUGUUAGUGGAACUGAUCAUAUUAAAUUGGAAUAGGCGGGAUAAGAAGCUCAUCAUAAUGAAUAAGUUCUUGAAUGUGGGGCAAGUGAAAAGGAUGUUCCUUUGCAUGUUCAAUUUGAACAAAGUGAAAAGUUACAUCUCCAUGGUGUCAGUGAAUAUGGUUACGGAUUUUGGGCUAGAUUCUAGCAUUUUGGUAAGAAAGGCAUUUUGUAUUAAUAACCCUAAUGGAUGGGUCUAGCAAGAUUGACAUCAUAAAAAGACUAUAAGGACUUUGAAUAACCUGGAGACAGAGUGUUAUUGAUCCUCUAAGGUAAAGGUGUUCAUCAUUUUUCAACUUAUAAUGUGCAACCUUAGUCCAACAAUGUAAAUGGAAACAUUCCAUAUUUAAUUGAAUCAGAAAGUGAAUGGACUUACAUUUAUUUCAGUUAUAAAAGAAUAUCCUAAACAGUUGGACAUGCAGUUGCUUUUACUUCAUAUAAUGACAUUACAGCUGGUAUUUAAAUGGAUGUUCUUCAUAAUUUAUUGUAAGAUUAUUUGUAAUUAACCGUUGGUCAUGCAGGUAAAUUCUAUCCUAAUUUCAAUGGGCAAAUAACUACAGUGAGAUUUAACCUUGGUCCUGGAGCCUUUAUUGAUAAUAAAUAAGGCAUUUUGGCAAGAAUUAAGAAUAAAGAUCCAAAGCCAGAAAUAAUUUCAAAUCAAAAAUAAUUUGAAGUUAUUGCAGGAAAGCAAGAUGCUACCAAUCUGAAAAUUGAAAAUCCCAUUGUUAUUGAAUAAGAAGCAAGAGAAUAUUCGGUUUAAUUAUGGUUUAGAUGGUUUAAGACUGCAACAAAACCAAAUUAAGUAAUUUACAGAUUAACAUCUAAUAAAGGAGAAGAUGAUGCUAAAAAUAUCGGUGAUAAAGCAUUAAUGCUUGCUCAUAUUGGAACAGCCUUAUUCAGCACAUAUUCAUUGUAAGAUUACACUUUAAAUAUUCCAUACGAAUGCAAUAUACCUAAAUAGUAAUUGGAGAUUUGGACCUUUGUUUACUUUGCUUACUCCAAGAAGGAGAGAAAGAUCCAAUAUUAUCUAAGAGCAGAUACUCAUGAAAAUAAAGGUCUUGAGCCAGUUUUACAUGCUGUGGCUUCGAAAUAUCUGUUAUUUGUUGCAAGAGAUGGACUUUUGGAAAACUACUCUAGCAGAUUAGCAUAACUUACAGUCAACUUUGGAGAAGGAGCAUUCAGAAAUGAUAAUUUCCUUUAGUUACCAGUUUAUAUUUUAGCACCUAAAUUGUUUUCAUAAGAGAAAAUUCACAAGUGGGAAAAAGGUGAGAAAUUAAUACUUGGAUAAUCUUAGACAAUUAGGUUUAAUGAUCAACCAGAUAAACCUAUCGAAUCUAUGUAAGAAUAUAGCAUUGGAUUCUGGUGCAGAUUCUUGUAAGCUUGGCCAGAAAGAUAGUAUAGAUUACCACUUGAAAUGCAAUUAGUUAGAUUGACUUAUAAUGAAAAACUAGAGGUUGGAAAAGUAGCUCUUGGAGAUAGAAUUUUGGCUUCUCACCUUGUAUAGAGUGGAUUUUAAUUUUCAACUUAUGAUUUAAAUGAUGAUGCUCCUAAUGAAUUACACCAAAUUCCUAAUUAGAGAAUUGAAGGCUAAUGGCAUUAUAUUUAUAUGGGAUAUAUCAGAUCUAAAUAAGUAGCAUCCUUCUUUGUCUACGAUGGUUAAGAUAUGUAAUCAGCCAAGAAUUAAGAUGCUUUACAUAAACCCCUUGGGGAUUUUGUCAUUUUACACAUUGGUGGAGAACCAGAAGUUCCAUCUUUCUAAGGAAUAAUGAGUAAGAUAGCUCUAAGCUUCGGACCUGGAGCUUUCUUUGGUUUGGCAGAGGAGGUCAAAAAAACAAUUGAUAAUUCAUAUGCAUUAGAUUAAUCUCUAACAGUAGGAUUUAUCCAUAAAGAGAAGCAUGGAUAAUAAGAGUUAAUAGGUAAAUUAGAAAGCGUAACAGAUGAAAUAGGAGGAACAGAAUUAAAGGGAGAGACAUGGUCAUCUGUUGGUGAAUAUGCAAUUAGUGGAUGGUUCAAGGCAUCUGAAGUAAGUGGAUAAAGUGCUAAUGAUUGCUAAGUAUUAUUUAGGGUUACCAAUAAUGAUCGAGAGCAUUUAAAUGAUAAGAGAUCUUAAGGAGAUAGAACAUUAUUUGCAUCUGUUUGUGUUGAUUCCCUUAGAUUGUCAACUUAUACAUUGAGUGGAUUGAAGGAUUGGAAUGAGGCUAAAUUUUUAGAAGAAAAUGUGCCAUUAGGUCCUAAUAAGAGAGCAUGGAUUUAUAUUUAUAUGGGUUAUAAUGAAGACAUAUAAGAAGUACAUGCACUAGUUCACUUAUUUGAGGAAGACAAGCCUUUGAUAUUCAAAGGAGUUUAGCAUUUUGUUCCACAUUAUACUGGAAUUUAUGUAGCUAAAGAUCCAUUUACUAAGAGAUUUUAAGGUGAAAUUUAGCAAUGGGUGGCCUCUUACGGAUUUGGAGCAUUUGUGAGUGUAUAAAAGAGAGGUUAUGAAGAUCUAUUACUUAAUUAUAAUGCUCUGGCAAUUAAUCAAAAGUACAUGUGGUUCAAUAAAGAAGAUAAAGUUGUUGAGACAGAAAAAACAAUAGUAUAAGAAUUUACUUCGGAAGCUGAAUCAGUUGAUGAAUAUUCUAUCGGAUUAUGGACUAGAUGGUUAGUAUCUUUCCCAACAACUUUAACUGAGAGAUAACCACAACACAAUAUUUUCAGAUUCUCAUCUAAUAAGUAAGAUUAGGAUAAGAGUGAAUUAGGUGAUAGAGUACUUGCUGCAUACCUAACCAUAGGUAAUUAUGAAUUUAGCACAUAUGAUAUAAACAAACCUUCUAAUGCUCUAGAUGCUAAAUUACCAUAUGUAGAAUUAGAAGGAACUUGGACUUAUGUUUAUGCAGCUUACAAGAGCGGACAAUUUUAUGGCAUGGUUCUGUUCAGAGAAUAAUAGAAGGCAUAGCAUGUUGAACUUUAAGUUUAACAUAGAGCAUUGACAGGUUAUGCUAAAUUUGUUAUGGGGGCAAAAGAGUUUGGAAGGAAAGGAUUCCAUGGUUGGUUAUUCGACCCAAGAAUCUUUUUAGGAACUGGGGCAUUCAUAAAUGAAGGCUAGAAAGUUGUUGAUAUGGUCUUAAAACUUCAUCGCAAAUUACCAGUACCAGCUCUUGAUGCAGAAGACUUUAAAUGGCCAGUAAAUAUUAUUGAUACAACAUUGUCUGAUGAUAUUAAUGAUAAAAAAGACAAAUUAUAAUUUGCUUUCACCAACAAAGUAGGUCUCUUAGAAUACAGUUUCGGAUUUUGGAUGCAAAAUGGCGUUUUAUAACCUGAAAUGUCAGAUGAUUUAAGAGGACUUGUUAGACUGACUACUAAUAAUGAAGGUUCAGAUGAACGAUACAUUGGAGAUAGAACAUUAGCAGUUUUCACCAAGGUUGAGUAGUUGGUUGCAUGCACUUACACACUUAAAGACCCUUCUUUCGAACCAGUUUCACAUUAAUUCGAUUUGAUUCCUUAUUAAUGGACUUAUGUGUACUUUGGAUACACAUAAGGAAAAGCUAGAGCUUAUGUUUUAGGAAUCAAAGGACCCUCAGAGUAAAUCUUCUCAGUAAAACAUGCAGUUCCAAAUGCAUUCUAUUUAAAUGUCAUUAAAGAUCAAUCCCAUCCUCUAUUUUAUGUAUGAUUAAUAUAAUAUUCUUAGGGUAAAUUCUAUGGAUUAAAAGUCAAUUUCGGCUAAGGUAGCUAUAUAGAAAAUCCUUAAGAAAUGAUAGAGAAAUGGCCCUAUGAUCCUAAAACUUUACCAGUUCCUGAACCAAAGGAAGAGAAAGUAUUAGCUCUUAAUUCUGCAAAAGUAGAUAGAGCUCCAAAUACUUAACAUGAGUAAUUCAAAGAAUGA